AUGGAGCUCGGCGCUGCAACACAGCUGUUUGCAGCACCGGAUGGGCGCAGCACGAGUGGGAAACAGACGGGCUGCAACAGGGUCUCCACGGACAGACAGCCGUGCUACUAUGUACUGUGCCGUAUCGUGACGGUUUGCAAUCCAGACAGGUGGAAGGUAGCAGCCCCUGCACGAUCUGACAUGCAUAUAAUACCAAUAAUGCCGGCAAAACGACCGGCCGCUCAGACAGUCCAGGAAGGCAACCCCGACCCCUGGAGCAAGACAAAACAUGGGCCCGCAUCUCCAUACAUAGUAUCACAAGACACCCCCUUGUCGGUGGUGGUGGCCACGCAAAGACGCAAAGCAGGCACACAGGCUGGGAAAGGCCGCAUAUGCCAGCGGUUCGUGCAAGCAGCGGCCAGAUCGUCUGCGGCCUUUCCCCCCACCAACAGGCCUGGUCAGGAGCGAGCGGAAGCACGUAGAAGGGGGCCAGCAGGCCUUGCUGGUCGAAACGUCCUCUGGCUUGCUAGCCUCAGCAGCGUGUCAUCAAGAAGGGGUCUGGGGCAAGAGGACUCCGGCAACAGGGAUCUCCUGCUGGUAGCUCCCUCCCGUUAUCGGGAUCAACCCGUCUUCUUUCUGCUCGAUUUGCUCGAUGGGCCAUCAGUCAUGGAGGCUCGCCUGCACCAUACGUACGCCCCGUUGGUGGGAAGUGCGAAAUUGGGAAAUCGCGUCGCCGUUGGCAGGCCGAACCAGGCCGAGCCCCUGCACUGUAUUUCACCCCUCCUCCAGACCGAUCGACCCACCCGACCGCCUACCUUUGCAACCUUUACGACUACAGUUGUCCUUGACAUUCCCUUCUCCAAUAUGGCGAAACUAUUUAUCGGAGGCCUUGCCUGGCACACAGAGGAAGGCACCCUGCGACAGAAGUUCGAGGAGUUCGGUCCGGUGGAAGAAGCUGUAGUUGUGAAAGACCGGGACACUGGUCGCAGCCGAGGGUUCGGCUUUGUCCGCUACGCGAAUGAGGCCGAUGCCGAGACAGCGAUUGCGUCGAUGAACAACAUUGAAUUCGAUGGACGAACGAUUCGGGUCGACCGGGCCUCUGACAGCGGCUCAAGGGGCGGCUUUUCGGGACGUGGCGGCGGCGGCGGCUAUGCUCCCAGAGGUGGCUACGGAGGCGGACAGCAGAUGCACCAGGCACCCUAUGGAGCUGCGCCGCAAGGGUACCAGAUGGGUGGCCCGCCAGUGUACCAGCAGUACGGCCGAGGCGGCUACCCCCCACAGGUUCCUCAAUACGGCGGGCAGCCUAAUCAGGGAUGGGGACAACCCGUGUAUGGGUACCCCGAUCAGCAGCAGUCUCCGCCCCAGCAGCAGGGACAGCAGCAGCCUCCCCAAGGUGGCCAGGGCUACUAG
Grosmannia clavigera kw1407 is the source of this 1389-nucleotide messenger RNA. Its product is annotated as glycine-rich RNA-binding protein. Lineage: Eukaryota; Fungi; Ascomycota; Sordariomycetes; Ophiostomatales; Ophiostomataceae. The coding region runs from base 1 to 1389 and encodes 462 amino acids. The transcript is spliced from 7 exons. The record is from RefSeq and is a predicted model, not a curated record. Gene Ontology annotation, molecular function: RNA binding.